This is a messenger RNA of Poecilia reticulata (guppy), 1588 nucleotides long. RefSeq names its product C-x(9)-C motif containing 4 homolog (S. cerevisiae) (gene cmc4). The record is from RefSeq and is a predicted model, not a curated record. Lineage: Eukaryota; Metazoa; Chordata; Actinopteri; Cyprinodontiformes; Poeciliidae. Gene Ontology annotation, cellular component: mitochondrial intermembrane space.
AGUGUAAGGGUAGGAAGUAGCGGUUAGCCUCAAUGUUAUAUACAGAGGUGAGAGUCACUUUGAGUCCAUUACCAUGUUCUUGAAAAACAACGUGUUUUAAAAUGCGUCUUCGACUUAUUUUCAGAAAUGCCACAGAAAGAUCCUUGUCAAAAGCAGGCAUGCGCCAUCCAGAAGUGUUUACAAGCUAAUAAGUACAUGGAGAGUAUGUGCGAGGAGGUGAUCCGAAACAUGCGGCGGUGCUGUGAAGUGCACAGGGGAAACUCGACCUGCUGCUCCGGUUUUAAUGAUUCCAAACCGACUGAAAACAAGAACGAAACAUAAAUCCACCCGUUCUCCUUUACGUGGUGGUAGAAAGCUCCACUGCAACAAUAUAGCAGACCUCAAACAAGGCGAUGCAAACAGAAGGAAUCCUUUCAUCAAGUGUCUCACUUGUUCUUGCUGGUGUCUCUCCAGCAGUUAGUUUGUAGGCGAAAGGCAGGGCUCAACCUGGACAAACAGCCAGUCCAUCACUGGGCAGCAAAGAGACACACAUGCACACACUUAAUACCCGAUGUAAAUGUAGACAGACUGAAUAACCUAACAGUUAUGUUUAUUGUACUGUGGGAGGAAGCUGGAGUACCCAGAGAGAACCAGCGAAUGCACGAGAGACCAUGCAGAAAGACCCAAGACAGGGAUUUGGACCCAAGACCUUCAUAUCCCUACUUUUUUGUUAGGUUUCUGAAAUUUAUGCAGCAUUAUAUAAAAAAAUAUAUAAGGAAGAUAUGGGGGAAUUAUUUUUUUUUUGGCCUUUUAAAUCUUGCUCAUUUGUAAACAUAACAAAAAUUGUUCAAAUAAAAUAAAACAUUUUGCCAAAGUAUCUUCUAGUCUUCUUACUGAAUUUACAAUUUGAAGUUAUUUGUUCCAUACCCAAAAGUGGCAAGCUUACUCCCUCAACUAAUUGAACUAAUUGGAAUUAAAGUUUAAUAUGGAAGGUAUAAAACUUUUAUUUAUAUUUUCUAUAUAUUUUUGCCAUUAUUAAAUGUGUACUUUUUAUUAACUGACAAACUCUUGUGUAAUUGACAAAAUACAGUAUGAAAAUCUGGACUUUACGUUUCUUUUUGGAAAUUUUUGGUGGUACCACUCUUUUUUCUCAUUUUUUGGGGAGGGGGUUUUUGAUGCUUUGGAUUUUUCGUUUUGGAUUGGGACUUUGGAUUAAAAUGGAGAAAUUCUCCCAGGAUAUGGAACUCUUUUGUGGACAAUAUUUGCAUUAAAAAGGAAAGGGAAUAUUUGGACAUUUAUCCAUUUGGGUUUCUUUAUUGACAUGAAUUGAGCGAAUUAAAUCUAACCUUAACUUAUUUUUGAGGGAUUUUUUUGGUUACUGAUUUAUUUAUUAGGAUAACUAUUAUUAUUUUCUUAGUUUGUGGUUUUUGUAAUAAAUCAUUGUGGCUAAAAGUCAACAAAAUUUCAUACUGAGUGGUUGACUAUUUUUGUGUCAAAUUUACUGGUGUAACAUAUUUUACCUGAUGCCUGUGACGUAUCCCCCUUGAGUGUAUUUGUGAGUUCAGCUUUAAAUAGAAGCUGAUUGUUACAAAGGUAUAUAAUGGAAGGU